Macrobrachium nipponense is the source of this 4231-nucleotide messenger RNA. It is a transcript of the gene Usp7, whose product is annotated as ubiquitin carboxyl-terminal hydrolase 7-like. Gene Ontology annotation, cellular component: cytosol; nucleus. The record is from RefSeq and is a predicted model, not a curated record. The transcript is spliced from 22 exons. NCBI's taxonomy places the organism in Eukaryota, Metazoa, Arthropoda, Malacostraca, Decapoda, Palaemonidae. Gene Ontology annotation, biological process: regulation of protein stability; protein deubiquitination. The coding region runs from base 739 to 4086 and encodes 1115 amino acids. Gene Ontology annotation, molecular function: protein binding; cysteine-type deubiquitinase activity.
GCAGCAUUCGUCAUGUGUUCCAGUACGAUUUCUAAGUGGAGAAAGUUUGUUCGAAAUUCCGCCGUUCUUCGCCAUUCGGACCUUUCUAAAAUAGUGUGGAGCCUUUCGGAAUAAGGGGAAACGACCCCAGAAGCUUCAUAUUGCGCGAGAGGCACGUUCAAGGGCCGAAAUAACAGUUAGUAUUGGUCGUUUUAGAAGAGUUUGCGAGUGUGCUCGGAGGAGGAGCAGUCGACUUGUGUCUGAGUGAAGGAAGGAAGGAAGAAGGAAACCUCAAUGAUCCACCGGUACCCAAUGUGAGACUGUUCCCUGUGGGGGUGCAACUAAUAGGGUUUGUCUGUCGGGCCGCUGCGAGAGUUUGUUGUAGGCUGUGGAUUCCUUGGGGCGACUAUAUGUGUGUGCGGUUGCCCCUGGUGACGGGGGUGGGUGCCAUCUGCAGACAUUGGGCGCAUAGCGAGCAAGCACGCUCUCAAAGUCCCCGUGUCUGGCAAGAACGGGUGUCCCGGUAGUCGAGACCACCGCGGAGGAGGCGGACGAAGGCCCAACAAAGGUUCUGGAGGAGGAGGAGGAGGGGCCGCCGCCGCAGGAGGAGGAGGAGGCGCCCGCGCCCAUUUGGCAGCCGCCCCGCCGCCGCCGCCGCCGCCGUCGUCCCAGCCCCAACAGCAGCAGCCACCCGCCUCGAACAACACCAACACUAACACCAACACCACCACUACAGCGCCCACGCCCACCCCGCCCGUCAUGAACCACGUCACUGAACCGCCCACCCCGGACAAGGACCUCGAGCUCAUGGAUACCCAGGAAGAAGAAGUUGCUGAGGAAGGAGUAGGAGAUGGAGGAGUUGAUGAUGGAGGUGGGGGAGGGGGUGGGAUAACUGAGCCUGCUGAAGAAGAGCAGAUGAAUGGAGAUGCUCAAGAAGUUUCUUCCACCACUCCCCAUGACACCGAAAUGGAUGAAGAUGAUGCUCGAUCAGAGGCCAAGUUUCAGUUUCGUGUGAAGGAAUUCAGCAAGCUCAAGGACACGAUGCUUUCUCCUCCCUGCUAUGUUCGAAAUCUUCCUUGGAAGAUUAUGGUAAUGCCAAGAACAAGCCAAGCUCAGGAUAGGCAACCCCAGAGGUCUUUGGGCUUUUUCUUGCAAUGUAACGGGGAGAGCGAAAGCACAUCCUGGAGCUGCAAUGCUGUUGCUGAACUACGAAUUUUAUCUGUACGAGAAGGCCAGGAACCAUUUACAAGAAAGAUACAACACUUGUUUUACAGUAAGGAGAAUGAUUGGGGUUUCUCUCACUUCUUGUCAUGGAGUGAUGUCCUAGAUCCAGAAAAGGGCUACAUAAAGGAUGAUACAAUUACACUAGAGGUUUGGGUGUCGGCAGAUGCACCUCAUGGGGUAUCAUGGGACAGUAAAAAGCAUACUGGCUAUGUAGGUCUUAAGAACCAAGGGGCAACAUGUUACAUGAAUUCACUUCUCCAGGUUCUUUAUUUUACAAGUCAGCUAAGAAUGGCUGUGUAUAAGAUGCCAACAGAGAGUGAUGAUUCAACCAAGAGUGUUGCUCUGGCUCUUCAGAGGGUAUUCCAUGAGUUGCAGACCUCCGAUAAACCGGUUGGCACGAAGAAACUAACAAAGUCUUUUGGAUGGGAAACACUGGACUCUUUCAUGCAGCAUGAUGCUCAAGAAUUUUUAAGAGUGCUGCUUGAUAAACUAGAAACCAAAAUGAAAGGAACCUGUGUUGAAGGGGUCAUUCCUAGGUUGUUUGAAGGCAAGACUUUGUCUUACUUCAAGUGUAAACACGUAGAUUAUACCUCAUCACGAACAGAGACUUUUUAUGAUAUUCAGCUUAAUAUAAAGGGAAAGAAAAAUAUUUAUGAGUCAUUCAAAGACUACGUAACAGUAGAGACCUUAGAAGGAGAUAAUAAGUAUGAUGCUGGGGAGCAUGGGUUACAGGAAGCAGACAAGGGAGUUCUCUUCCAGAGUUUCCCACCUGUGUUACACCUACACCUCAUGCGGUUCCAGUAUGACCCAAUCACUGACUCUAAUGUCAAAAUCAAUGACAGAUAUGAGUUUCCUGAGAAGUUGAACAUGGACCAGUUCAUGCAAAACAAUGACUCUUCACCUGCUACUUACGUUCUCCAUGCCGUCCUGGUACAUUCGGGGGAUAACCACGGGGGCCACUAUGUUGUCUUCAUUAAUCCAAAGGGAGAUGGAAGAUGGUGUAAAUUUGAUGAUGAUGUCGUCUCCAGAUGUAGUAAACAAGAAGCUAUUGACCAUAACUUUGGUGGCCAUGAAGAUGACAUGAAUUUGACGGUAAAACACUGUACAAAUGCAUAUAUGUUAGUCUAUAUACGAGAGUCGUGCCUAAAAACGGUGUUGCAGGAGGUUGUAGAGGAGGAUAUUCCCCAAGAGUUAAUAGAUCGUUUACAAGAAGAAAAAAGGAUAGAAAUGAUUCGACGAAAGGAACGUAAUGAAGCUCACCUUUAUAUGUGUGUACAGGUUGUGUUAGAAGAUGCAUUCUCGGGUCAUCAAGGAAGUGAUCUUUAUGACCCUGACAAAGUCAGUUACAGAACAUUCCGGGUCAAAAAAUCAGCAACACUACAGGAGUUUCUAGAGCAGGUUGCUGAUAGCCUUAAAUAUCCUGUAGAACAAAUCAGACCUUGGCCAUUUAAUCUCCGGACCAAUCAAACCAAUAGACCAACGUUAUUAGAUCUUGAAUCGGACCUUCAUAAACCUUUGAUAGAGAUAAGUGGCAAUACCAAUCCAUGGACAGUGUUCAUGGAAACUGUUCCUCCUGACUCAGGUCUAAAAGCUCUAACAGCAUUUGACAAAGAUUCUGAUGUUCUUCUCUUCUUCAAGUACUACGAUCCACGCCAUAAAAAAUUGCAUUAUUGCGGCCAUCAUUAUAUGCACAUCUCUUUCAAUGUCCCAGAGGAGUUGGUGCCCAUGUUGAAUGAGCGUGCAGGAUUACCCCAGGGUACGGAAUUAGCACUUUUUGAAGAGAUAAAGCCUAAUCUACUAGAAAGAUUAGCGGAUCUUGAUCGACCUCUUGAAAAGGUUUUAGAUGAGUUGAUGGACGGAGACAUUAUAGUAUUCCAACGAGAAGAUCUCUUGGAUGACCCCAGCCUUGAGCUUCCGUCCUGCCGAGACUACUUUAGAGACCUCUUCUACAGGGUUGAGGUAACUUUCUGUGAUAAGACGGUGCCCAAUGAUCCAGGCUUUACAAUGGAGCUUUCCCAGAGAAUGAACUAUGACCAAAUGGCCCGGGCUGUUGCACAUCGUCUAGAUACUGACCCGUACCUGUUACAAUUUUUUAAGUCACAGAGCUAUCGAGAUGGACCUGGCAAUGCGGUGAGAUGUACAUAUGAAGGAACUCUCAAGGAUAUGCUAGUCUGUAUGAAGCUACGCCACCCUAAGAAAAUAUUUUAUCAGCAACUUAGCAUUAGAAUAAAUGAAUUAGAAAAUAAGAAACAAUUUAAGUGUACAUGGGUUGGAGAGAAAAUGAAGGAGGAAAUCGAGUUGGUUUUGUAUCCUAAUAAAAAUGGCACAGUAGCUGACCUUCUUCAUGAAGCCAGGAAGCAAGUUACCCUUUCAGAAAAUGGUUCUGGCAAAUUAAGACUUGUUGAUGUGGCAUCAUAUAAGAUUGGGUCCAUUAUCAGUGAGAACAUGAGCUUGGAUGCCCUCAGUACCGGAGGAACGAAAUCCUAUCGUAUUGAGGAAAUACCAAAGGAUGAACUGCAUAUAGCAGAAGAUGAGUUAUUGAUAUCAGUCGCUCAUUUUCAUAAAGAGGUGUUUUCAACCUUUGGCAUCCCAUUCCACUGCAAAAUCAAGGAAGGGGAAAGAUUCUCAGAUGUCCGUGAACGUAUCCAGAAAAAGUUGGAUGUACCAGACAAGGAAUUUGAAAAGUACAAGUUUGCAAUUGUCGUGAUGGGAAGACCUACCUUCAUUAAUGAUGACGACGUAGUCAACCUACAAGACUUCAAAACACAUCCUUCUCAAACUUCCAUGCCUGCUAAACCUUGGCUUGGUUUGGAGCAUGUGAACAAGGCUCCAAAGCGGUCAAGAUACAACUACCUUGAAAAGGCAAUCAAGAUCUACAAUUGAGGUUUUGAUAGCCUGUGGUGAAACCAAACUGGAGCCAGUAGGAAAACAAAUAGAGUGGGUGGUUAUUUCCUUUUGUGCGUGUGUGAUGUGGCUACUGUGCGCUGUGCCUCACAUUGUGCUGCCAUAGAUUGAAAGUGUAAUGAAA